GGCAGACACCAUCUGUGGUGAGGUGCUCCCUCCCCACUGACUCAUUGAUUCUUCUUUCGAAGUACUUUUCGUUGCCCGCCACAGGUGCUCUAAGCCCUGUGCAAGGCGCCCUCCCAAGCAAAUGCUUCGGAGACGGCUGAAUUCUUUUCUUGUCUACAUAACUGUAGCCUACAUAUCUGCAGCUCUGCCCUUCGUGCCCCGUCGCCCUCGAAUUCGUUUCAUGUAUGCACUGCAUGUUGUCUGCUGGGGGGCUGGCUGUCUGACUGGCUGACUGGGGAAAUGGAUGGAAAUCGAUGGGAAGGAAGGACUCGUUUUUCCGAUGUACAGGCAGUGCCGCCCAUCUGUGGGUUUACUUUGUCGAUUGGUACUGGUUUGCGCCCGCGAGCGCUCGUCGAGUGACGAAAUGACUGUCUGAAGAAGCGUCUGAGACACGCCUUGUUUGCUUUGAUUGGAGUCUGUACGAGAGAGGAGAGGUGCUCUGCUUAUUUCUGUGAGGGCCUAUGUAUUUACUUCAUGAAAGAAAGGCCGAGCAAGGGGAGACAGGAGUGCACAGGCUAGGAAAGAAGGCUGGCCGUGGCUGAGUUGUGUCGAGAGAUGUGUAAAUGCAUGCGGGUCUGCAUGCAUACUCGCUGGUUUUACAAGGUGUACGCUAGUUCUACAGGGUGCGUACAUAACGCCGUACGCACUGUAGGGCAAGGACAUUUUUCGAAUGCUCCAACUCUCCUUCAUCACCCCCAUUCCACUUCCAGUCCACCCGUGUGACUUCUGUCUUUGGUGCUUCUUCGUGCGGACAAAGCGACUUCGUUUGGUUUGAGUGAAAGAGACGUGUCGUUGUUGUCUGUCUUGCAUCUGCGGAGGUGUUCCUCGAGCAGUCUUAUUCCCUCGUGGCCUUUCUCGGCGUCUCGGAGCGGUCUUGGGCAUCAGGAGCGGCUGCAAGGAGCUCAGGUAUGACAUUGACUGGCUGCGCUUGUGUGUGUGUGUUGGUCUGUGUCAGUGCUGAAUGCGCCUGAGGUAAUCGGAUGCCAUCGGAGCGGGAGGCGGACCUCACGGAUCCGGGACGUGCUCGCCUGAGUCGCGGUUGAAUACGGGUUACUCAGGGUAAAUGGCAUGUACUGCCUGAUGGGACGCCGCCUGUGGCUUCGUAAGAGCGAGUUGUACGCCCGUGAGGAGCCGAGACGCCUCGCUGACGGCGAUCUGCUGAACGGGCUGCAAGAGAACACUCCGUUGAGGAUGUUCUUGUGAGCUUCCGUAUGCGAUGAAGCAGAGUGGCAACAAAGGAGACAUGGUGCGGCCAUGCUCGCUUUGUGUGUCUUGGACGGCCGAACGAAAGCAAUGAGAGAGUGACUCAUUGACUUGUCGUUCUGUGCCUGGUCGACGGUGUGUUGACGAGAUGGAGAGAAGACAGUGAUUUUCCCUCUCGACGGACGGAAUGUCUCUGUAUGUUACGUAUGGCUUCAUGGCAUCCCACCAGCCCUUCGUGUCUCUCUUGUUAGCUGAGACUCAGACCUCCCUUGUGAAGGUGUGGUGAAUGGUUGCGUAUAGGAUGCGAUGCGAUUGGUCAUCCUCAUAUUCGUUAUUGAGCUGCGCUGGAUGGAGACAUGCGUCGAAUGCAAUGUCCCUCAUCGUGUGUCGGCUGGAUUGGUUUGUAUUUGAUGAUCGAUCAAUCCCUCUCGCCCACACGACCCUUUACAUACGCUCGUGAACCAUUCGUGCGACGAUGGGUCCUCGUUUGUUAAUUACCGGCAUGCAUUCACUACACACGGUGGAUGUCUUGUGUGUACGUCGCUCACACAUCACUAUCCCACCUCAUGACACUUAUCGUGGCUCCCCUCCCGGGAGGGCAUGAAGUGUUGUGUGAUGCUGUAUGAAGCCUUUGUGGUUUGAAAAUGAAGAGGAAAUCGGUUCUCCCUUUCCUGCUGUGCUGAUUGGCAGAUUGGGCGGACUCUUUGUUCAGUUGAUUGUCUCGUCAAUCAAAAAUCAUUUGUUGAUUCACUGAAUCACACCCGAGUGCGCACCUAUUUGAGACAUCAAAUAGCGUGUCCCUUGGUGUAUGCUACAAGCCCCAGGGGCUGGUGUGUUUGUCAAUCCCAACGGACAACACGUUCAGUGGUGUGUCGGGGCAAAUCGUUGGCGUGACAUUCAGACAGGGCACAUAGCAGUUGCUCCUGCGAAUCACGCUGUUCCGAUUCAACAAGCACCGCAGGCACCUGCUGCACCAGCAGCUCCUCCUGCGCCUGCUCCUGUAGCACCGGCAGCCCAGCCAGUUCAACUUGAUCCACUUCUUGCUGUCGCUGGCCCUGACGCUCAUCUCGUCUUUGUAGACGGAGUUGACGCCAUGGCUUUCUCUGAGCGCAACAACAAGAUCAACUUCAUUUGCAACAGCAUUGGCACUUACAAUGGCACUGUCGAGGGCCAGCCGGCCGAGCAGUUUGUCGAUCGAUUCACGCGAACGAUCGGUGAUGUCGGCCAGUUUUUCGGCCAAAGACAAACUUCUCACGUUGGGCCAGUGCCUGAGUGGCGAAGCGAAGGGCAUCCUCGAGGGAUACCACAAGAGGCAUCCCAUCUCUGAUGCCGCGGCGAAUGAUCCCAACGAUGCCUACUGGCAGACAGCGUUGGACGAAGUCAUUGCCGACGUCAAGGCGACGUACGGCAUCACUCCGGGCUUUGCCCGCCAAGCCGUCAAGAUUCUGAGCAACCCGGCGUCGAUCAAUCAGAUCAAACCGGACGGUUCGUUGCGUCAGAGAUUCACUGAGUUGGAGAAGAUCAUCAAUGUGGCCGAGACGCAGGUCAAGCUCACCGAUGAGCAGAAGGCCGAUGCGGCCAUCUCGUUGCUGCCUCCCAUAUUGCAACCCAAUCUGAAGGUUCAGAUGGAGAACAACUGGGAGCAGCGCAAAGCGGUCUAUCUCACCGGCGCAGCUGGUCGAGCCGAGACCGAUGAGGAGUGCCCCAAACGCAAAGACUGCUACAACUUCCAACAGGCAAAGAGACACGCACUCAUGUAUGAGAAUGCGUAUCCUGAGCCGGUUGCGCAGACCAACUUGAGUUACAAACACGAGGCCACUCGCUCACCUGAUGUGGCGAAACUCAUGGGUGCGUUUGGUGAGCUGCUCAAACCAUCGACGGACAGCAUGGACAGUUUGUCGGCUGUGGGUGCCUUCGCCGCCCCCAAGCCGGCUGUCCCAUUCGCUAGUCUCGCUGAGGCCGUCCAGUCCACGAUGAGUCCGUUCGCUGUGUCUUCUGGCUCCAAAGCCACGAAGGAAGAGAAACCAGCGAGCAACUUGGGCAUGUCUCAGGGAGACUUAGCCAAACUCAUCAAGGACUCGGUCGGCGAGAAGGUUGAGGAGGCGUUGGCGAAACAGAAGAAGGAUGCUUCUUCGUCUCGCCCGUCCACCUUCUCCCGAUAUCGUUUCGGCGGCACCAAUCGAGUGAGUGCGCUCGAGGAGGAUGCUGCGUCCUCUGACGGCGACGACGAGGGAGACAUCGUCUUCAAGUCGAUGUUCUCGGCACUCAUCGAGCAGAAGAGUAUGCCCCCUGCCCAGGCUGCGAAGCUGGCACGGGCUGCUCAGGAAGCUGCCAUCAAGUCGAGAGUUCCUUCCCACAUGCGCACUGACGCAAGCACGAGUUCCGCGCCGUCCAGUUCGAGCACCUCGAACUCGGGAGGCGGCGGCAGAAUUCAGUGCUAUGAGUGCAAGGGCUUCGGGCACAUCGCUGCUCAGUGUCCCAAUAGGAAGAAUGCUCAGUCAUUCGCACAGCCAUCGUGUCCUGCAUGCGGCAAGCAGCACGCAUUCGUCGAUUGCGAUUCUGAGGCUGCUCGCAUACUCAGACGCGCGCAUUCGGACACGGCGGCUGCCACCGACACUGCACGGUCGGGAAAGUGA
This is a messenger RNA of Vitrella brassicaformis, 3878 nucleotides long. The record is from the annotation of a GenBank genome assembly. NCBI's taxonomy places the organism in Eukaryota, Vitrellaceae.